GCAUACACUAAUUAAGUACUCAGACAGUCUCUCCUCCAGCUUAGUCUAAUAUCAACUAUAAAAGCAUGCUCUUUGGAGCUUUCUUCACUCAGAGAUUUCAGAAAUCUUCACAACAAAAGAUAUAAGAAAAGCCAAGAACGAAAUGAAAUUGCUACUGCUUGUGGUUUGCUGUGUGGUGUCCACAUCACUAGCUGGUCUGAUUGACAAAGAGGCUAAACUGAAAGCUGUGCUCAAUGAAGUUGAUGAGAUAUUGCAAGAUAUGAAAGAUGAUGAUGAGCCUCAUCCUGAACCACUCGGAGACAUUCAAAAACUCGAGUCUAUGAUGAAUGAAGCAGUGAUCGAGGGAGAUAUUUCACCAAAGCCAUCCCACAAACAAGACUCACAAGGGAGUCCUGCCAUGGAGGAGAUGUUGCUUCACACUGAGAACAUUGACGAGGCAACUGCUGAAGUGGAAGCUGCUGGCGGUCGCGUUCUACUCCAACUUGGUCACAACCUCUUGGUUGCAAAAGUCCACUCUCGUGUAGCCAAGCAGAAUAGCUUCAGUCAUUCCUCAGCCCAUAUUUCGAGCUCAGCAUCAGCGUCAACUUUGACCCAUGUUAAUGCCUACUGGAUGGCACGAGAAGAUGAGCUGAAACCACAACCAACGAUUCAAAAGUGGACAGAAAAAACAGCUCCAAUGGCCCUUAAAAGAGAAGAUUCCAACGAAGAUUUUCGGGGAGAUUCACCAUACCGUCUAACCAUGACUGGGAAGAUUGCCGUUGGUAUUGUUGUUGCUUCCGGUCCUGGUAGCUUAGCAAUGAGCCAAACUGAGUAUCAAAAAGUUGUAAGUGAAUGCCAAACAGGGCUUAAAUUCUGGUCAGAUCAAGCUGCGAAAAAGAGGGUUAAUUUGUCGUUUGUGUUUUAUUCUGGGAAGGCAACAAUCACUGCUUCCAACCCAACCUCUUGCCCUAGCUAUGAAGCUUGCCACGACGUGUUUGCUGAUGCUUCACUCCAAGCUUUUGGUUAUGCAAAAGGUAAAACUGGAAAAGACAAUUUAGCACAAUCUAUCAAAGACACUGCUGGUGCUGAUGGUGCUUUCCUUGGUUUCUUCUCUAAGUACAGUCAAGGUCGUUAUGCGUAUGCCUAUUUUGGUGGCGGACCUAUAUACAUGCAGUACAGCAAUGGCGGUUGGGGUUCCGAUCAGAUUGACAAGGUUUUCGCUCAUGAAACUGGACAUGUCUUUAACGCUCCUGACGAAUACGAAAGUUGUAAGUGCGCCGAACUGUAUGGCAGGGGAACCUGCACUGCUAAAAAUGCCAACUGCGUUAGCUGCACUUCUUCUCAAGGUGCCUGCAUUAUGGAUAGCACUGAUCUGGGCAACCUUUGCGAGAAUUCCAAGAAGCACGUCGGUUGGUGCUAAGAGACUUACAAGGAAUACUUCUGGACUGCUUUACGGACUUGACCUAUAUCUUAUAUAUAUUAUAGUAUGCUGUGAAUAGUUUAGCUAUAUCACAGUUAUAGUUGAGCUAUAGAGACUCUUGUAGUUAAUGUGAUUCACAUUAUAUCUUUUUAUAGUUUUGUGGUUAUGUCAAGGACGUAUAAACAGAGACAUUUGCAA
Molecule: messenger RNA, 1597 nt
Organism: Halichondria panicea
Lineage: Eukaryota; Metazoa; Porifera; Demospongiae; Suberitida; Halichondriidae
Exons: 3
Coding region: 143-1399 (418 amino acids)
Molecular function (GO): metallopeptidase activity
Source: RefSeq, a predicted model, not a curated record